Molecule: messenger RNA, 3214 nt
Organism: Ricinus communis (castor bean)
Lineage: Eukaryota; Viridiplantae; Streptophyta; Magnoliopsida; Malpighiales; Euphorbiaceae
Product: 26S proteasome non-ATPase regulatory subunit 2 homolog A
Exons: 25
Coding region: 157-2844 (895 amino acids)
Biological process (GO): regulation of protein catabolic process; proteasome-mediated ubiquitin-dependent protein catabolic process
Cellular component (GO): nucleus; proteasome regulatory particle, base subcomplex; proteasome storage granule
Molecular function (GO): enzyme regulator activity
Source: RefSeq, a predicted model, not a curated record
CAAUAGCUUCCUUCAAAUAGGCUUUAGGUAUCAACUAUCAUCAGCUACAGACACAAAAUUAAACACUGGUCUCUCAAAGCUUAUUUUUAUCACUCUGUUAAUUAUUAGAUCUGUGAUAAAUUCAAUCGGUUUCUAUUCCUAUUCAAUUCUAAUAACAUGGCACCCGACCCUAACAACGCUAGUGGCAGUGGCAGUGGCGCUACCGCUAGAGACGAGGCAUCCGUGAAAGUGCCGUCAAAAGACCCCAAAAAGAAGGAUGAGAAAAAGGAUGAGGAUCUUUCCGAUGAAGAUUUGGCGUUGAAGCAGCAAUUGGAGUUGUAUGUGGAAAGGGCUCAGGAUCCUGAUCCUGCAUUACAGAAGGUUGCUCUAGAGAGUAUGAGGCAGGAGAUUAGAACAUCAACAAGCUCAAUGACCUCAGUUCCAAAGCCAUUGAAAUUUCUUCGACCACAUUAUGGAACUUUGAAGGCUUUUUAUGAAACAAUGACAGACUCGGAUCUGAAGAAAUUAUUGGCGGAUAUACUGUCAGUUUUGGCAUUGACCAUGUCUGCUGAGGGAGAACGGGAGAGCUUAAAGUACCGAUUGUUGGGUUCAGAAAGUGAUAUUGGUUCAUGGGGCCAUGAAUAUGUCAGGAACUUGGCUGGAGAAUGUGCCCAAGAAUAUGCUAAGCGACAGAGUGAGGAAAGCUCAAUUGAUGAUCUAAUGGAACUUGUAACACAAAUUGUUGCUUUUCACAUGAAGCACAAUGCUGAACCUGAAGCUGUUGACCUUUUAAUGGAGGUUGAAGACCUUGAUCUUUUGAUUGAUCAUGUAGACAGCACAAAUUUCAAGAGGACAUGCCUAUAUCUUACCAGCGCAGCAAGAUAUCUUCCUGGACCAGAUGAUAUGCUAGUUCUUGAUAUUGCUUACAUGAUAUAUAUAAAAUAUGAAGAAUACUCAAACGCUCUUCAGAUUGCACUAUUCCUUGACAACAUGCAGUAUGUGAAGCAGGUUUUUACAGUUUGUGAUGAUGUACUCCGAAAGAAGCAAUUUUCUUACAUUGUUGCUCGGCAUGGUAUUACUUUUGAGCUUGAUGAUGAAGUGGCUGCAGAUGAUGAGGACAGAGAAGCAUUACAGGAUAUCGUCAACAACACUAAGUUAAGUGAAGGUUAUCUAACCCUUGCUCGGGAUAUUGAGGUCAUGGAGCCCAAAUCUCCGGAUGAUAUCUAUAAGGCACAUUUGCUCGAUGGCCGAGCGAGUGCUGGUGUUAGUGUUGAUUCUGCUCGGCAAAAUUUGGCUGCUACGUUUGUCAAUGCAUUUGUAAAUGCAGGUUUUGGUCAGGAUAAGUUAAUGACGGUUCCAUCAGACUCUUCAAGUGGUGGUUCUUCAGGAAAUUGGCUUUUUAAGAAUAAAGAACAUGGAAAGGCUAGUGCUGCUGCAAGUCUGGGUAUGAUAUUAUUGUGGGAUGUGGAUUCUGGACUUGCUCAAAUUGAUAAAUAUUUUCAUAGCAAUGACAAUCAUGUCAUUGCUGGUGCACUUCUUGGAGUUGGGAUCGUCAAUUGUAGCAUCAAAAAUGAUUGUGAUCCUGCACUAGCUCUUCUUGGAGAUUAUAUAGAUAAAGAAGAUUCAUCCAUUCGAAUUGGGGCAAUAAUGGGCCUGGGUAUUGCAUAUGCUGGUUCUCAGAAUGAGCAGAUUCGCUUUAAGUUAUCUCCCAUUCUCAAUGAUGCGAAAGCCCCCCUUGAUGUAAUUGCAUUUACUGCAAUUUCAUUGGGCUUGAUAUAUGUUGGUUCCUGCAAUGAAGAAGUUGCACAGGCUAUUAUAUUUGCCUUAAUGGACCGAAGUGAAUCGGAGUUGCAGGAGCCCCUUACACGGUUCUUGCCUCUUGGCCUCGGUCUUCUAUAUCUUGGGAAGCAGGAAAGUGUGGAGGCAACUGCAGAAGUUUCAAAGACAUUUAAUGAGAAAAUCAGAAAAUACUGUGACAUGACCUUGCUUUCAUGUGCAUAUGCGGGAACUGGGAAUGUUCUCAAGGUUCAGAACCUUCUGGGUCAUUGUGCUCAACAUCUUGAAAAGGGUGAAACCCACCAGGGACCAGCUGUGCUUGGGAUUGCUAUGGUAGCAAUGGCAGAGGAAUUGGGGCUUGAAAUGGCCAUUCGCUCAUUAGAGCAUCUUUUACAGUAUGGAGAACAGAAUAUUCGUCGGGCAGUUCCUUUGGCUCUUGGUCUUCUCUGCAUAUCAAACCCAAAGGUUAAUGUUAUGGACACAUUAAGUAGACUUAGCCAUGACACAGAUUCUGAAGUUGCAAUGGCUGCAGUUAUUUCCUUAGGUUUGAUUGGCGCAGGAACCAACAAUGCUCGAAUUGCUGGCAUGCUACGCAAUCUUUCAAGUUAUUACUACAAAGAUGCCAGCCUUCUGUUCUGUGUGCGAAUUGCUCAGGGUCUUGUACAUUUGGGGAAGGGCUUGCUGACUCUUAAUCCAUAUCAUUCUGAUCGUUUUUUGCUAUCACCGACGGCUCUUGCUGGGCUAAUAACUAUGCUUCAUGCAUGUCUUGAUAUGAAAGCUAUCAUCUUGGGGAAGUAUCAUUAUGUUCUCUAUUUCCUUGUUUUAGCAAUGCAGCCACGAAUGUUGAUGACUGUGGAUGAGAAUCUCAAACCUUUGUCUGUACCUGUUCGUGUGGGACAAGCUGUUGAUGUCGUUGGCCAGGCAGGUCGACCGAAGACUAUUACUGGUUUCCAGACCCACUCAACGCCUGUGCUUCUGGCAGCUGGUGAUAGAGCUGAGCUAGCUACUGAGAAGUAUCUUCCACUUUCACCCAUUCUUGAAGGCUUUGUCAUCUUGAAGGAGAAUCCAGAUUAUAGUGAAGAUCACUAAUUUCUUCCCGGAGCAUCACUGGAGCUUGCAUGGCGUGACAUUGGACCUUGCCUAAUAGCUUGAAGCUCAGACAACUAAAUUUUGUUUUGGGAUUUUUGACAAGGUUAUACUCAGAUGCAGGCCAAGUCUUAUCUUUUUCCCCUCGGUCUGGAUCAAGACUCGCAGAUCAAUGUGAAACUAAUGCGCACCCUAGAAAGAGGGAAAACACAUUCAAAUCGAUAAAGCUACACUUGGUUGCUGAUUUUUAUAACGAAUGUAUAUCCGGCAUGGUGGCUCUUGACCACUUGCUUUAAAUAGGAACAUAUCUUUGUUACUUGAUUGCAGUACGUUAGGGAUUCUUCUCAGUUAGUUGGAAUUCAUUUUUUUUCCC